AUGGGAGCCCGCGGAGGCGCUGCCGGGAGGCCUGAGCCAGGCGGCGGCGGCGGCGGCGGCCUCGGCGUGAGGGGAGCGGAGCGGGCGGCGCCCCCGGCGCGCUCGGCCCCGGCCACGCUGGCGCCCGGGGACCCUCCCGAGAUGCCGGUGCGGAGCGAGCGGUGCCGCGCGGGCGGGGCGGCGGGCUCGGCCUCUUCGCCGCCCUCCGGGGCGACGGCCAGCAGCCUGGUGCCGCCGCCCCCCAUCAACACGGCGCAGCCCGGCGUGGCCACCUCGCUGCUCUACAGCGGCGCCAAGUUCCGCGGGCAGCAGCGCAGCAAGGGCAAUGCCUACGAGGUGGAGGUCGUCAUGCAGCAUGUGGAUAUGGAAAACUCCUACCUCUGUGGAUACUUGAAGAUUAAAGGCCUUACAGAGGAGUACCCAACCCUCACCACUUUCUUUGAAGGGGAAAUAAUCAGUAAAAAGCACCCUUUCUUAACACGCAAGUGGGAUGCUGACGAAGAUGUGGAUCGUAAACACUGGGGGAAGUUCCAGGCUUUUUACCAGUAUGCAAAAACAUUUAACUCCGAUGACUUUGAUUAUGAGGAUCUGAAAAAUGGGGACUACGUCUUCAUGAGAUGGAAGGAACAGUUCCUAGUCCCAGAUCACACAAUCAAAGACAUCAGCGGUGCUUCCUUUGCUGGUUUCUAUUACAUCUGCUUCCAGAAGUCAGCAGCAUCUAUAGAGGGCUAUUACUACCAUAGGAGUUCAGAAUGGUAUCAGUCAUUGAAUUUAACUCACGUUCCUGAGCACAGCGCUCCUAUCUACGAAUUCCGAUGACAGCUGUCCAGAACUGAUACCGCACAGAAGCAAACCGGGCAGGAGAGCGUGGCCUGUCAGGAGAACUGUGUCCCUGUCGGAGCACGGGAAUGCACGCUUCUCUCCUGCCCCUCGGACUCGUGAGAGAGAGCCUGAAUGUUAACUCACCCAGCCCAAGGAGUGUGGCUGCUGGAGCUUGAUUCUCCCUCCUGUCGAGUGGCGAUUUGAUCUUUAAUCUGGUUUUAAGCUACCUUUAAAUGCACUUUCUUAUUGCACAGCUAGUUUCUCUAUCACUGAAGUUCCUCCCGGCUCUCCUCUGGAAGCUGUUUCUCAGUAGCUGGAAUCAGUGGUCUGUCCUCUGAGUAAUAAGAAAAUAUAAGCUUGGUGCUUAUAUUUUCAUUGUUACAGCCUGGUAUGGGUUGAAAUUGCCGGGACUCAGGUUUGUUGCCCAGAUUGCCAGCUCUGAUGCUCCCAAAGCCAGGUCCCAUGUGUGAGGCUCUGCUUGGCAGAGAGCUGCUCAGCUGCCGAGUCUGUUGUGGGGGAGUGUUGGCUGAGACAGAUAAGGCUUGAACGAGUCUUUGCUUCGCUCUGGCUAACCUUGUUAGCCAGAGCUGCAGAUCUUUCAGGAAUGCCGGCCCUUUGGAGCUGGGAGCCGUUCCGGUGUCUGGAUUCGCCACUGGGAAUUAAUUUGAUGUAUGGACUUCCAGGCUCUCAGUAAAGUGGAUCUGAACUCUGCUUAUAGGUGUAUAUUUGCUCUUUACUUAAGUUAAGGGUAAAAAAUUAAAAAAAAAAAGAAAAAAAAAUACUUUUAUUAAAAAAAAUAUUUUUAUGGCUCCUUUUCCCAAGGACCCUCUGGCAAAUGCACAAGUACUCAAUUACAUUUUACCGUUUUCACAUUGAAAACCGGGAAUGUCUGCGUUAGUUUUUAUAUACGUGUAUGUAAUCAGCUAGCCGCUUUGGGAAAGUGAUCAGAGCCCAAGUGUUGAGCAGUGUCGCAGGGACAGCUCUGGGACUGUUCAGCAUUUGUACUCACUUUUCAUGCUUCACCGACACCACUGCUUGAUACCUUUUUACAAGGCAAAAAAAAAAAAGAAAAGAAAAAAAAAACAACAAAAAAACCCCAGUAGCUCUCCUCUGACUUUGAAAUGUUUCAAGUGAUUUAACUUAAGGCUUGUGUGCCAAAGUGUGUGUGUACGCGCGUGUGGUUUUUUUUUUAAAGACGUUUUAAAAGUUGGCCUCGGUUGUAUAUUUAAUGUGACAGUCCCACCUGUGGGGCUUUUGUGAGAGUUUAGUUUGCAUUUUUCUGGCUGUUUUAAAACCAAACCCCUUAAAGCAGGCUUGUGUCACACGCUAACCGGGUGGGUGUUGAGGAUGCGUUUGCCGCCUGGGAGAGGAAAGCGAAGCCUCUGCGUGCCUAGCACCGAGGUGGUUUGGGUUUCCUUCUUUUUAACUAACUUUCUUCUUUUCGGCAGCGUGUCUGUCUUGUUUAUUGCAGCAGCUGAAUUGCUAGUUUGAGCCUUAAUGAGAAAGUAUUCAGGUCUCGGUGAGCCCAUUUCCUCUGUUCCAAGACGGGAUCUUGCGUGGUCAGAGAAGCAGCCGGGCUGGUCUCAGAAGAUGAUGCGGAAAGCACCCACCUCGUGCGUGCUGUUUGCCGUGGAUGAAUCCUUUUCCCCAGCACAAAUGGAGAGAGACCUGCUUACGGGAGAAGGGGGGAGACCUGGCGGGAGCUCCCCCGUGAUGGAGGAAGCAUGUGCUGUUGUCUUGGCUGUUGCAGGUAGAUUUGUAGAGUAGCGCGAAGGCAAGCAUGAGAGCGAUUCGAGGCGCGAAGGGAGAGCGGCUGCGAGCAGAGCAGUUGGGAAGUGGAUUCCUGUUUUAUUCUGCUCUUGUCAGAGAAACUCGGCCCCUUUGGCGGUGGGGAGAGGAGAUUCCUCACAGGCGGUGCUGGUUUUAGAGGCGAAAGCUGGCAGUGUCGCUCCGCUGUGACCACGUGUGGGGGUGAAGCCUCCUCCCAGGUGCUGUGUGGGUGCAGGGACCCAGCUCCAACGGCUCUUUACAGCCCUCCGGAGCUGUCUGUGUGCAAUAUUGGUGGCGGUGCCGGUCUCUUUGCGCUCCCCAGGGCUGUCAGUGCCAGCGUGACCCUUGGGUUUAGUUGAGUUAACACUGUGGUUGUUGGCAGAAGCUGGGUUAGGAAGGGUCCUGGGGUUUAAUAUGUCUAAUUACCCCAAAACCUCUGAAGUUUUUCUUUGAGACUUGAUAUGUUGCAAGAAGGGUGGGGAAGGAGCAUCCUGCUUUCUGCCUGUCUCCUUCCCACUGUCCUGAAGCCGAUUUCGGCUGAAAUCCAAAACGGCUGGGGUGAUGCCACCUCGUGGGAUGCGUGUGGCAGGUGCAGAGCAGGUCGUGGAGCCGAGAGGUUUGCAGGGGCUGUUGGUGUUGAGAGCUUCCCUCCUCUAAAGCCUUCGUUUUGGUUUUCUUUUUCUUUGACUUGUUUGAUGAGCUAAGGAGAGAUGUUACGUAUGUCGCGGUGUGGUGAGAGAGACCUGACCGGGGGAGGAUCUGGGGUGCGGAGGUAAAAAAUGGGGUAUUUGGUCUUGGAAGAGGUUGUGAUGUCUCUUUUUAACCGCGCUGGCUGCCGAAGGGCUGUACUUGUGGGUGAAGGAUGGAGCAGGGGCCGAGGCGG
Gavia stellata (red-throated loon) is the source of this 3475-nucleotide messenger RNA. RefSeq names its product GID complex subunit 4 homolog (gene GID4). Gene Ontology annotation, biological process: protein targeting to vacuole; proteasome-mediated ubiquitin-dependent protein catabolic process; protein catabolic process in the vacuole. Lineage: Eukaryota; Metazoa; Chordata; Aves; Gaviiformes; Gaviidae. The record is from RefSeq and is a predicted model, not a curated record. Gene Ontology annotation, cellular component: extrinsic component of membrane; GID complex.